Molecule: messenger RNA, 1113 nt
Organism: Mytilus trossulus (common blue mussel)
Lineage: Eukaryota; Metazoa; Mollusca; Bivalvia; Mytilida; Mytilidae
Product: GATA zinc finger domain-containing protein 10-like
Exons: 1
Coding region: 1-1113 (370 amino acids)
Source: RefSeq, a predicted model, not a curated record
AUGAGACAGCAACCACACAAUAGAUAUCCCAAAGGUCAAGAUACGGUCUUCAACAAUAGACAGCAACCACACAAUAGAUAUCCCAAAGGUCAAGAUACGGUCUUCAACAAUAGACAGCAACCACACAAUAGAUAUCCCAAAGGUCAAGAUACUGUCUUCAAUAAUAGACAGCUACCACACAAUAGAUAUCCCAAAGGUCAAGAUACGGUCUUCAACAAUAGACAGCAACCACACAAUAGAUAUCCAAAAGGUCAAGAUACGGUCUUCAACAAUAGACAGCAACCACACAAUAGAUAUCCCAAAGGUCAAGAUACGGUCUUCAACAAUAGACAGCAACCACACAAUAGAUAUCCCAAAGGUCAAGAUACGGUCUUCAACAAUAGACAGCAACCACACAAUAGAUAUCCCAAAGGUCAAGAUACGGUCUUCAACAAUAGACAGCAACCACACAAUAGAUAUCCCAAAGGUCAAGAUACGGUCUUCAACAAUAGACAGCAACCACACAAUAGAUAUCCCAAAGGUCAAGAUACGGUCUUCAACAAUAGACAGCAACCACACAAUAGAUAUCCCAAAGGUCAAGAUACUGUCUUCAAUAAUAGACAGCUACCACACAAUAGAUAUCCCAAAGGUCAAGAUACGGUCUUCAACAAUAGACAGCAACCACACAAUAGAUAUCCAAAAGGUCAAGAUACGGUCUUCAACAAUAGACAGCAACCACACAAUAGAUAUCCCAAAGGUCAAGAUACGGUCUUCAACAAUAGACAGCAACCACACAAUAGAUAUCCCAAAGGUCAAGAUACGGUCUUCAACAACAGACAGCAACCACACAAUAGAUAUCCCAAAGGUCAAGAUACGGUCUUCAACAAUAGACAGCAACCAUACAAUAGAUAUCCCAAAGGUCAAGAUCCGGUCUUCAACAAUAGACAGCAACCACACAAUAGAUAUCCCAAAGGUCAAGAUACGGUCUUCAACAAUAGACAGCAACCACACAAUAGAUAUCCCAAAGGUCAAGAUACGGUCUUCAACAAUAGACAGCAACCACACAAUAGAUAUCCCAAAGGUCAAGAUACGGUCUUCAACAAUAGACAGCUACCACACAAUAGAUAUCCCUAA